AAGCUGCUGCUUAAAUCUUCUGCUUUCAUCGUGUUUAAAGUCUCGGACAGACGCUGAAGUUUCUCCCGGGUCGUGUCGUCACUUCUGGGUCAGUCAGAAAACGUGAGACCCGGUUCUGAGGACUUAAAAAAAAACCCUUUAACGAGUCAGUCCUGCGCAGUUUACUGUCGGCAGAGACACAGGUGACAGGUUUGUCUCCAGGUGUGACUGCUCCAACUGUAACCACCUGCAGCUACAGUGACCACUGACCGGCUGUUUCACCUGUCUGCUCGGCCUGGUUACCGACACGGUGACUGCUAACACACCGCCACGUUACUCUGUACGGAAAGCUGCAGGACUCAUACUUCAUCAUGACGGGAAGGUUAAAGCGAAACACACGUGUUUCCCAAGGUUCAUUCUCGUGCAGGCGGUCACAAUGACGAGCCUCCAGCUGAGUGCGGAGGAGGAGAUGGUGGAGAGGUUCCUGGAUGCUGCAGCCAGAGGAGAUCUGCCCCAGGUGUCCACGCUGCUGUCCCAGGUCCCCUCGCUCCUCAACCAGACGGGGUACAGCGGCUGGACGGCGCUGAUGCUCGCUGCUCGCAAUGGACACUAUGAUGUGGUGAAGACACUGGUAUCACAUGGUUGUGACAAGUUCUCAGUGAACAGUUCGUCACAGACCGCCUUCGAUAUCGCCAAGUUCUGGGGCCACAGGCACAUCUCCAACCUGCUGGGCCGGACUGACGACGGCUGCCAGCGAAUCCUGCCGGGCUCUGACCUCAGCCAGCAGGAAAACUACUUCAGCAGAGAGACGCUGGAUCGACUGAGCGGUAAGAGGACAGACAAGGUGUGGCUGGAGGCCAAACAGAGCGACCCCGACACAGUCUACCUCCUGUUCUCCAACCUCAGCCCCAUGGUCAGCAGCUCCCAGGAAGACGGCAGCACAGGGGGCGACACCAAGCUGUGUCGCUUCAGAUACGACGCAGUGAAAGACCUUCUCCAGAAACCCGCCACUGUGCUCGUCUUCCUCGGAGUGGAGAGGAGGAAAAACCCCUCCUCCACCACCAGCUCCUCCCCUCCGACGGAGGAGGGUGUUCAGGAGCCUCCAGCUUGGUUUGCCAUCAGCACAGAUGAAGAUGCAGCUGAGCUUCUUAAACGCUGCAGAGAGAAGAACUGCUCCUUCCCAAAGACGCCCAACAGAGACCUGCUGAAACUCAACGAGGACGAGGCCGGAGUGGUGGCCCAGGCUCGGUCGGUGUUGGCCUGGCACAGCCGCUACAGCUUCUGUCCGACAUGUGGCAGCAGCACCAAGCUGGAGGAGGGAGGCUACAAGAGGAGCUGCCUGAACGCCGACUGCAGGAGCCUGCAGGGGGUUCACAACACUUGCUACCCACGAGUCGAUCCUGUCGUCAUCAUGCUGGUGAUCCACCCUGAUGGAAACCAGUGUUUACUGGGAAGGAAGAAGAUGUUCCCAGCUGGCAUGUUCUCCUGUCUGGCUGGAUUCAUAGAGCCUGGGGAGACGGUGGAGGAGGCGGUGAGGCGGGAGGUGGAGGAGGAGAGCGGCGUGAAGGUCGGACCGGUCCAGUACGUCUCCUGCCAGCCCUGGCCGAUGCCGUCCAACCUCAUGAUUGGCUGCCUCGCCGUCGCCAUAUCGACCGACAUCAGAGUGGACGAGAAUGAGAUUGAGGAGGCUCGCUGGUUCCCACGGCAACAGGUGAUCGACUCCUUGUUCAGAGGAGCCCGUCCCGCCUUCACCAUCCCUCCCAGACAGACCAUCGCCCACCAGCUGAUCAGACACUGGAUCGGCAUGAACUCUAACCUCUAACCUCCGGCCUGUGACCCUUGACCUCCGGACGGUCUAAUGGUUCUUACUGUUAAAUGACUCAUUUGAACGCACUGCCUGUAUGUGAAAGAGACAGUCUGUGCAGUUCAAGGCAAAGACGAAGGCGAAUGAAAUGAGAAAGUUCUCAAACACUCAAACACAAAGCAGCAGUCUCUCGAGCUCUCGGGUUUAAAGUCGGGAACUUGCCGUGUGACGAUGGAUCAAAUAAAAACCGGUGAACACGAUGUUUGUCAUGAUACCAGACAAAUACAGAGAGCUGUCGUCCACAAACAGCAGCAGCCUGUUUGUUGCAGGAACACACCACAGACAGAUAUCAUGUAACACGAGCAACAGUUUAUUGUCCAAGCCUCAUUCCAAUCGUGUCAAAACUAACAUGGAAAAAAAAUAAACACUUGGCCGUAAGUCA
Messenger RNA from Seriola aureovittata, 2225 nucleotides. It is a transcript of the gene nudt12, whose product is annotated as nudix (nucleoside diphosphate linked moiety X)-type motif 12. The coding region runs from base 416 to 1801 and encodes 461 amino acids. The record is from RefSeq and is a predicted model, not a curated record. Gene Ontology annotation, molecular function: protein binding; NADH pyrophosphatase activity; metal ion binding. Lineage: Eukaryota; Metazoa; Chordata; Actinopteri; Carangiformes; Carangidae. The transcript is spliced from 8 exons. Gene Ontology annotation, biological process: NADP+ catabolic process; NAD+ catabolic process. Gene Ontology annotation, cellular component: cytosol.